AGUUGCUUCUCAUAUCAAUAAAGAAUUUCAACAAUAUUAACAACAAUGUCGAUCGAAGAACAGGCAUGUAGCUACGCUAUUAUGGCACUUCAUGACGACGGAAUCCCUAUCACUGCUGAGAAGAUUGCGACCUUAGUGAAAGCCGCCAACGUGAAAGUUGAAUCUUAUUGGUUUGGCUUAUUUGCUAAGCUUGCGGAAAAACGCAACAUUGAUGACCUCAUUAUGAGUGUUGGUGUUGGUGGUGGCACUGGUGUUCCUGUCACAACUAAUAAUGUCGAUAGUACAUCGAAUGUUGUUGCUCCCGCUCUUGCUAAGGAUAAUAAGAAGGAAGAAGAAAUAAAGGAAGAGAGUGAUGAUGAAAUUUGUUUUAGUUUGUUUGAUGAUUAGGAGCUUCAUAGUGUUAUGGAGUACUUAA
Molecule: messenger RNA, 415 nt
Organism: Cannabis sativa
Lineage: Eukaryota; Viridiplantae; Streptophyta; Magnoliopsida; Rosales; Cannabaceae
Product: large ribosomal subunit protein P1-like
Exons: 1
Coding region: 46-387 (113 amino acids)
Biological process (GO): cytoplasmic translation; translational elongation
Cellular component (GO): cytosolic large ribosomal subunit; ribosome
Molecular function (GO): structural constituent of ribosome; protein kinase activator activity; ribonucleoprotein complex binding
Source: RefSeq, a predicted model, not a curated record